Molecule: messenger RNA, 1383 nt
Organism: Penicillium canariense
Lineage: Eukaryota; Fungi; Ascomycota; Eurotiomycetes; Eurotiales; Aspergillaceae
Product: phosphoesterase superfamily protein
Exons: 2
Coding region: 1-1383 (460 amino acids)
Biological process (GO): phospholipid catabolic process
Molecular function (GO): hydrolase activity, acting on ester bonds
Source: RefSeq, a predicted model, not a curated record
AUGCAUCCCAGUGCUCUUGUUGGCCUGUUGGCCUUCGCCGCCGCGGCAUCGGCUGUUCCCACCGAACCUCGCCAGGCUCACUCGUCUUCUUCCAUUGACAACCUGAAGUCCAAUGUCAAGAAUGUCGUUGUUCUCGUUAUGGAGAACCGCUCUGUGGACAAUCUCCUGGGUGGCCAGACCAUUCACGGUCUGGACAACCCGAUCAACAAUGGUCCUUUCUGCAACCCCUACAAUGUGACCGAUCCUUCUCAAGGAUACCACUGCACCACUGCGAAGGACUACGACUCUGUGACUGAUGAUCCUAGUCACGCCGUUACUGGUAACACUAUGGAGUUCUUCGGCCAGUGGACCCCCGACAAUGCAAUGAUUGCCGAUGGCAAAUUGGUCCCAAACAACAAUGGUUUCAUUCACGAGCAGAUCCACAACCAUGGCGCGACCGCCAACGAGACUGUGAAGGCUAUGCUGGCCAAGCAGGUCAUGAACUACUACACUGAGGAGCAGACGCCUGUUAUGACCUCUCUUGUCCAAAAUUUCCUGACCUUUAACCACUGGCACUCUGAUGUCGCCGGUCCUACCGACCCUAACCGUUUCGCCGUCGUUGCUGGUACUUCCGCUGGCCAUGGUAGUAAUGACCACACAUUUGGUACCUAUGCGUUUACCCAGCGCUCUAUCUUCCAGCAGCUGGGUGAGACCAAUCACACCUGGCUCAACUACUGGGACAUCGCUGGUGGUACCGGCCCUGAAGCCCACUGGUUUGCCUGGACGAAGGCUACCAACAACACGAACAAGGUUGUUCCAAUGACCCAGUUCCACGCCGAUGCCGCUAAUGGAGUUCUGCCUGAGUUCUCUUACCUGAACCCCUCCUGCUGUGGCGUUGGCACCACCUCCAUGCACGACAGUGGGUUGAUCUCCGACGGCGAGGCUUUUAUCAAGCAGGUAUAUGAGUCUCUCCGUGCCAGCCCCCAGUGGGAGGAGACACUCUUCGUCUUGACUUUCGAUGAGAGCGGUGGCUUCCACGACCACGUUCCUCCCCCUCUGGCCAUUCGCCCUGACAACCUGACCUACACCGAGAAGGCUCCCAAUGGUGAAGAAUACACCCUUGAGUUCAACCGUCUGGGUGGCCGUAUUCCCACUCUCCUCAUCUCCCCCUGGGUUAGCAAGGGCUACGUUGAGCAAAAGGGUACCAGUCACCAUGGUCAGACUGUGUCCUACUCGGCCACUUCCAUCCUCCGCACCCUUGGCUACCUUUGGGACUUUGAGCCCUUCAACCCUCGUGUUGAGAGCGCUGCCUCAUUCGACCACCUGAUCCGGAACUCCCCUCGUAAGGACGCCCCCAUCAAUCUUCCUACUCCCCAAAAGUUUUCCAGCAAGAUGCGCAAAUAA